Molecule: messenger RNA, 534 nt
Organism: Lycium ferocissimum
Lineage: Eukaryota; Viridiplantae; Streptophyta; Magnoliopsida; Solanales; Solanaceae
Product: protein MAIN-LIKE 1-like
Exons: 1
Coding region: 1-534 (177 amino acids)
Biological process (GO): meristem development; meristem maintenance
Source: RefSeq, a predicted model, not a curated record
AUGGUUGAGCGGUGGAGGUCGGAGACACAUACCUUCCAUCUUCGCACCGAUGAGGCCACAAUUACACUUCAGGAUGUGGAGGUCCUCUUUGGAUUGCGGGUAGAUGGAGAGCCAUUAUACACUCAGUACGAGCCUCCUCAUGGUAGUACAUCGUUGACGGAGUUGACUAGGCUCACCCACUUCGUGCCUGGUGCCGAGGGCCAGAUGUCGGGACAGAGUCGGGUUCAGAUUAGUGCACUCUGCACUUAUUUGGAGGCUCUGCCUCCUGUUAAGGACCGUACCCAGCAGGAUGUUGUUGAUCGUCAUGCUCAUUUGUACUUGCUUAUUAUAUUCGAAGGCAUCUUGUUCCCGAACUCAUCGGGUGCCUUUGUUAGUUUACGAUAUUUGGUCUUCUUGGAGCAUCUGGACCGCUUGAGAGACUACAGCUGGAGUGGUGCUGUUUUGGCGUACCUUUACAGAUGCCUAUGCCGAGCAUCUAUUGGUGUUGUCAGCGAUGUGUGUGGAUUUUUUGCUCUUCUCCAGGUAAUAUUUUAA